Messenger RNA from Saprolegnia parasitica CBS 223.65, 870 nucleotides. RefSeq lists its product as hypothetical. The record is from RefSeq and is a predicted model, not a curated record. Lineage: Eukaryota; Oomycota; Saprolegniomycetes; Saprolegniales; Saprolegniaceae. The transcript has a single exon. Bases 1 to 870 code for a protein of 289 amino acids.
AUGCUGCAACCACCUUCGCUACUGACGCUGCCGACGGACGUUCGCGGCCACAUCUACAGCUUCCUCCUCGGCGGCCGCUUGCGCCACGGCUUUCGAUCGUCGUCGACGAACCUGCUCGCGUGGGUGGGGACGUGUCGCGCCAUCUACGACGACGUGCAGGCGACGCAGCUCACGGAGCUUGCGAUGGACUUUGCGACGACGCAAGCUUUCCUCGACACCAUUCCCCGUCUCCCGCAGCACGUGCUGCGUCAGGUCAAGCACGUUCGCAUGAUCGGGUACCUCUUGCCGCUCCACCCCGUCACGCAGGCGUUCGCACGCCCGUGCGACGCAAUCAACUUUUUCCCGGCCCUCCAGCUCGACUCGCUUCUCGUGGAGGAUUAUUUCCACGGGCCGAAAAGGAGUGCGUCGGACGAUGACUACCUCUCGGACGAGAUGACGCGCCACCAAGUCACGUACCUUCUCGCGACCGACGGCUGGACGUCGCUGCAGUACGUGUCGUACGCGACGGGGUUUCUCUCGCUCGCGGGCGCCAACCAAGUCGGGAUGUGGGACCAGUUCCUCAAGGACUCGUACGGCGAAAACGCGAGCGUGACCGUGUAUGUGGCCAAGGAAGCGGCGCCGGAUGCGUACCACGUUCUACGCAACGAUCCUGCCCGCGUCCUCAGCGACCUCACGCAAUUUGAGGCGUGGACACCCGAGAUGGCUCAGAAGGCGCCGCGUCGGCUGCGCGAAGUCCGCAUCCUCGCGACGCGCGAUGCCACAAAACCGCGACGGCAAACAUGCAAAGCAAUGGACAUUGCGAGCGACGCCUUUCGGCAGCAAUACCUCUGGGCGACGACGAUCGCCGACGAUGCUCGCUCGAGCUACUAG